Messenger RNA from Ilex paraguariensis (yerba mate), 3101 nucleotides. Lineage: Eukaryota; Viridiplantae; Streptophyta; Magnoliopsida; Aquifoliales; Aquifoliaceae. The record is from the annotation of a GenBank genome assembly.
GUCACCCUCCGCAAUCUCCUUUACUGCUCCCUUCUCUCUCUUGCUCUGCACUUUCUCACAAUUGUUUUCUCUCUCUUAUCUCUCUCUUGACAAAUAUAGAGAUAUCCAAAUGGAUCUUCAUAGUCUGGCUAUCAUCCUACAAGGUGCGCUCAGCCCCAAUCCCGAUGAACGAAAAGCCGCCGAGGAGAGCCUUAAUCAGUUUCAGUAUACGCCUCAGCAUUUGGUGAGGCUGUUGCAGAUCAUUGUAGACGGCAGCUGUGACAUGGCAGUACGGCAGGUCGCGAGUAUUCAUUUCAAGAACUUUAUUGCGAAGAACUGGUCCCCUCAUGAUCCGGGUGAGCAAUCAAAGAUCUUGCCCAGUGAUAAAGACAUGGUCAGACAGAACAUCCUUGUGUUUAUUGCCCAAGUUCCCUCAUUAUUGAGGGUACAACUGGGUGAGUGCCUCAAGACAAUAAUACACGCAGACUACCCGGAGCAAUGGCCAAGUCUUUUGAAUUGGGUGAAGCAUAAUUUGCAAGACCAGCAAGUUUAUGGAGCUUUGUUUGUGCUCCGGAUUCUUUCUAGGAAAUAUGAGUUCAAGUCAGAUGAGGAGAGAACACCAGUUUAUCUCAUUGUUGAGGACACAUUUCCGCACCUGCUCAGUAUAUUUAAUAGACUUGUUCAGAUUGCCAAUCCUUCAAUAGAAGUAGCAGACUUGAUCAAGCUCAUCUGCAAAAUAUUCUGGUCAUCCAUAUAUGGCUCUCACUACGUAUGUCUGGUGCUCUUAUUGGAUAAUUCAUCUAUCAAGCACAAUGCCCUGGUCAGAGAACUCCUUAAGCUUGACAGGUUCAAGUCAGAUGAGGAGAGAACACCAGUUUAUCUCAUUGUUGAGGACACAUUUCCGCACCUGCUCAGUAUAUUUAAUAGACUUGUUCAGAUUGCCAAUCCUUCAAUAGAAGUAGCAGACUUGAUCAAGCUCAUCUGCAAAAUAUUCUGGUCAUCCAUAUAUUUGGAGAUCCCAAAGCUGUUGUUUGAUCCAAAUGUGUUCCAUGCUUGGAUGGUUCUGUUCUUAAAUAUGUUGGAGAGGCCUGUCCCAUUAGAAGGCCAACCUGCUGACCCCGAGAUCAGGAAGUCUUGGGGAUGGUGGAAGGUAAAAAAGUGGACAGUACACAUAUUGAACCGCCUGUACACCCGGUUUGGAGAUUUGAAACUUCAAAAUCCAGAAAACAGAGCUUUUGCCCAAAUGUUCCUAAAGAAUUUUGCAGGGAAAAUUUUGGAAUGCCAUUUAAAUUUAUUGAAUGUGAUUCGCACUGGUGGCUAUUUGCCUGACAGGGUUACGAACCUUAUUUUGCAAUACCUGAGCAACAGUAUUUCUAAGAAUAAUAUGUACAAUCUGCUGCAACCAAGAAUCGAUAUUCUUCUUUUUGAGAUAAUCUUUCCACUUAUGUGUUUCAAUGACAAUGAUCAAAAGCUUUGGGAUGAAGACCCACAUGAAUACGUGAGGAAGGGUUAUGAUAUAAUUGAAGAUUUGUAUAGUCCUAGGACUGCUGCAAUGGAUUUUGUGAGUGAGUUAGUGAGAAAGCGUGCAAAAGAGAACCUUCAAAAGUUUAUACUAUUCAUUGUGGAGAUCUUUAAAAGAUACAAUGAGGCAUCAGUGGAAUGUAAGCCCUUUCGACAGAAAGAUGGUGCCCUUCUUGCUAUUGGAGCACUAUGUGAUAAAUUGAAACAAACAGAACCUUACAAGUCUGAGCUUGAGCGUAUGUUAGUGCAACAUGUUUUCCCUGAGUUCAGUAGUCCUGUGGGACAUCUUAGAGCCAAGGCAGCAUGGGUUGCAGGGCAGUAUGCCCAUAUUAACUUCUCAGACCCAAAUAAUUUUCGCAAAGCAUUGCAAAGCGUUGUUGCUGGGAUGCGUGAUCCAGAGCUUCCAGUUCGUGUUGAUUCUGUUUUUGCAUUGCGUUCCUUUGUUGAAGCCUGCAAAGAUUUGAGUGAAAUACGACCAAUUCUUCCAGGACUGCUUGAUGAGUUCUUCAAACUUAUGCAUGAAGUUGAAAAUGAGGAUCUUGUGUUCACUCUUGAGACUAUUGUGGACAAAUUUGGGGAGGAGAUGGCACCAUAUGCUCUUGGAUUAUGCCAGAAUCUGGCUGCUGCGUUUUGGAAGUGUAUGAACACUGCUGAAGCUGAUGAUGAAGUUGAUGAUCCAGGUGCGUUGGCAGCAGUUGGCUGUUUGCGUGCCAUAAGCACAAUUCUUGAAUCAGUGAGCAGGCUUCCUGACCUUUUCGUCCACAUUGAGCCAACUCUGCUUCCAAUAAUGCGCAGGAUGCUUACUACAGAUGGGCAAGAGGUUUUUGAAGAAGUUUUGGAAAUUGUGUCAUAUAUGACCUUUUUUGCACCCACAAUAUCCCUGGAUAUGUGGUCUCUCUGGCCCUUGAUGAUGGAAGCUUUGGCUGAUUGGGCUAUUGAUUUCUUUCCAAAUAUUCUGGUUCCAUUGGACAACUACAUAUCCAGGAGUACGGUGCACUUCCUCACAUGCAAGAAACCAGACUAUCAGCAGAGCCUUUGGAAGAUGAUUUCAUCUAUCAUGGAAGAUAAAAAUUUGGAGGAUGGCGACAUUGAGCCUGCACCUAAGCUUAUUGAAGUAGUGUUCCAGAAUUGCAGGGGGCAGGUGGAUCAUUGGGUUGAACCAUAUAUAAGAAUUACAGUUGAGCGAUUGCGUCAAACUGAGAAACCAUCUCUGAAAUGCCUUUUGAUGCAAGUGUUACUGAGCGUUGAUGGAGACUGCACUGCUUGACAGUUGGUUGCUUGAGGAACAAGUUUGCUUAUGCCUCGCAAAAUGUCAGACUCAGUGGCGAGCCACAUAAGGACUAUUGCCCACCCUCAAUUUUUUUUCUUACCAUUACUCAUAAUUUGUAUUCAGGUUUUUUAGUAUGUCCAAUUAUGCCUACCCUAUAUUUUUAUCAUAUCAAUUAAUAUAGAGACGCUCCUAAAUGAUGAUUAAUUUUUGGACACACUACAAAAACAUUCGGAUAAGUUUGGACCUAUUAUUGAUGUGUUAUCUAGCAUUAAGUUUUCAUACCUAACAGAGAUUUGUGGUCUUACUCAAAAAAAAUUUAAGACAAGAAAAG